AUGAUCUCCAAAUUCUCUCUCAUUCAUCCCAUCCUACUCCUACUACUAUUUGUCGAUCCAUCUAUCCUCCAACCCGUGCCAGUACCGAACCAACCGGUCGGCUUCAACGCUUUCUGUAUGAAUUGUGUCAAUAACCUACUUGGAAUACCUACAACAACUACAGCUGUUCCUCCUACGACGGCUUGUCCUCCGGAAGAGACCACACAAAAUGCAUUUCAACGUGCUGGCUGGGAAACCGACGAUAAAGGAAAUGUGUUUUUCGGAACUGAUGACGCUAAAAUUCUACUGAUCUCUGUCGGAUCCUACUGGCCUUUUCCCAAAGAUUACCGCAAAAAAUAA
Molecule: messenger RNA, 339 nt
Organism: Necator americanus (New World hookworm)
Lineage: Eukaryota; Metazoa; Nematoda; Chromadorea; Rhabditida; Ancylostomatidae
Exons: 2
Coding region: 1-339 (112 amino acids)
Source: RefSeq, a predicted model, not a curated record